Messenger RNA from Rubroshorea leprosula, 1595 nucleotides. Lineage: Eukaryota; Viridiplantae; Streptophyta; Magnoliopsida; Malvales; Dipterocarpaceae. The record is from the annotation of a GenBank genome assembly.
AAAAGGAAGUUGUUAUUCAUCUUCCCGCGAGAAUCUGCCAUGAUCGGGCGGCCUUCCCGCUGCUCCACUCCACACCUUGGAACACUGCAUUUGUCAUUGCCGCCAAUACAAGCAUUUCCAAUUCUCUUCUUCAUCCCUCAUUCCAGCCCUAAAUCCACCAUCUUCGAGCUCCGUGAAUCUUCGAACAAUAGGUACCAAUUUUGUGUUCACAGAUGGCUGCCCUUGAAAAUCAGACCAAAACCAAAGGAAGACAUCAGUCAAGGAAAACCAGUGCCCACAAUUCGAAGGCAGAUGAUGAAUCAGUUCACAAUCCAAUCUAAUUGCAAAGUUAUGAAAGUUUGUGGAGAUGGAGAAGGCGAUAAGAAAUGCUAAUUGCAAAGCUGAGAUUGUGAAUGCAGUUGUAAAGAAGCUUGAAAUUCAGAAUGCAGAGAUUAGGGUAGAGAUGGAAGCCUUCAAGUUGAGUGCAGAAGUUGCCAAGAAAGAAACGAAACGCCUCAAGAGGAUUAUGGCAUUGGAGAAACAGCAUAACAAACUGAAGGGAGAGCUCCAGGACAAGAAAAAGAAGUCUUUGCAGUUGUAACAAGAGUUAGUUGCCAUUCAGAAGGCUCAAAAGAAGAUCGAGGGAAAGUGGAGGCAUGAAAUGCAGGCUAAGGAGCUAGCAAAAACCCAGAUUCCAGAAGAACUGAAAAUAAAGGAAGAAGCUGAUGCCAAUUUAAAGAGGAAGCUGGAGACUGCUCACCAGAAUAUGGUGGCGGAUUGUCAGCCUCAUAAAGAUGAUAUGCAAAGACUCAUGGAGGAAGUUUCUCGUCUCCAAAUAUCUUCAGAUUUGGCCAAUCAAUGGCAUCAGCAGAUUGUGUUGCUGCUGGGUCAUUUAGAGCUGGAAAGGGAACAGAUAAGACACAUUCAGUGUGAUGCAUCUUAAUCAGAAUUUGUCAGCACAUCUGUUUGAGGAAAAAGUCAGUGAUCAUUGGUGCUUGAUCUGUACACACAACGAGGCACCAAUACUCCUCGUCCCUUGUGCCCAUCAACUCCUAUGUUUCAAUUGCGCUAAUCAUUUCAACCAUACAGAUGCUAGGCACCGUUGUUGACAAGUUCCAAUUAUUCAGAGAGUACACGAGUCUAUGGUGUGAGCUCGCAGCUUCAAACUAACAUCAAUCAUUCACAGGUAGGCCCAAAAAAUUCGCACCAUUUUCUUGAGUGGCCCAUCAUCAUAUAUCUUCAUGUUUUGCAUUAUUACCUGACAUUUAAUUGUUCUGAGAAGCUUGGAAAUCGUUAGUGAAACAUGGAAGCCACUGUUUUAUGGUAACCAUUUUAUUACCAACUUGAAAAAGAGGUGAUUUUGGUCUACGAAUUGAGUUUGGGAAUACGGAUACACGAAAGGAAAGAUGCUAGCACUGUUUCAGUUCCCAAAUCAUUUCAUCUUCACAAGCCACAUCGAAAAUGUCAUGCGUAGAAAGAAACGAAAGGCAAAAGAAAAAGACAACGUAAUCAGUAAGCAAAUGGCACGCUUAGACAAAAUGAGCGUCAUGUGGACCACUAGUUGGAGUGUGGAGUGUUGCAAGCGUGACAAGAAUGAAUAAAUUCAUUGUUGUCGU